Molecule: messenger RNA, 579 nt
Organism: Cryphonectria parasitica EP155
Lineage: Eukaryota; Fungi; Ascomycota; Sordariomycetes; Diaporthales; Cryphonectriaceae
Exons: 7
Coding region: 1-579 (192 amino acids)
Source: RefSeq, a predicted model, not a curated record
AUGAUCUUGCUUGGGGACCGGGGGGGGGGGUUUGAAAGUGCCCUGUUCGACACAUCUGCAUGCAGUCUGGGGCUAGACAGGGGCCAGGGGACUCUCCUCUCAACCCGGGCUGCUCCUCGAGCCAUCCUGCGGCCCGUGGCACGCCGGUGGGGUUACUCAAUGGGAAAUAGCCCUUGGGCGUCGUCCUCGACGUCUUACUCAAGUACCCAGCUCGUCCCCGCCCCCGAGGGGGGGGGGGGGUUGCGCAAUACUCUUCGGCUUGACCUUCUGAUCUUGUCCCGCGUCGAGUUGAUCAAGUCCAUGUUCCGCGGGAGAUGGUGGUGGUGGUGGAAGAGGCGAACCAGUCCUGAUGCUGCAAGUCCGGGUGCGGCAGGGAGCCACCAUAUGGCUACCACUACUACAAGCUACAGCUCCUUCCCCGCCAAUAUGACUCGUCUGUUCAGCGUCGACGAGAACCGCGCGCACAGCAAGGCUCUAGGGCUUGCGGCUAGGUUGGGCGGUCUAUCAAAUGUCCAGCUGAGGACCCGUGGCAUAACCCGGGUGGCUAGCGAGCGGGACCCCACGGUCGACAAGGGCUAG